UCAUAUGAGAUUCUCCAAAACCGGUCAACCGUCUCUCCCGAUAACGCUGUCACCUUCUCAGCUGAUGUCGUUACCAAAAUAGAGACAGAGAUAGAGAGAAAGAAAGAAGGGAAAAAAAAGAAAAAAGACAAGAAUACCCCUACAGCAGUCCUGGCCUGGCCUGGCCUGGCUUCUUCAGGUCAUCUGAAUCUCCAUGACUCAGUUGUGCCGGAAACUCGUCCCUGUCAACGUGAAAUGGCGAGUACUUGGCCAAGUCGCCUUCCUCCGCCGAUUCAUACGGUUCUUGUGGGACCGAAUUCUGGCAUGUUCGACCGGAAAACCGCCUCGGUAUCGCCGGCUUUCUCGCUGCGUCUCGUCUCCCCUGUUACCUCCUUCGCCGACGAUGCUGAAUGAGUCCGACGUGGGGCCCACUGACUCGGCAUCGAUGUGUGGAGACUUUGAUGGCGAUUCGGAUUUGGUGGUUUUGAAGAUCAGUCUUUUGGGUGAUUGUCAAAUUGGAAAAACAAGCUUCAUGAUUAAGUAUGUAGGGGAUGAAGGAGAACAAAGAUCACUUCAAUUAUCAGGAUUGAAUCUGAUGGGCAAAACAUUGAUAAUUAAAGGCGCGCGGAUUGGUUUUAGUAUUUGGGAUGUUGGAGGUGAUCAUCGAUGUCUUGAUCAUGUUCCAAUCGCUUGUAAAGAUGCGGCCGCGAUUUUGAUCAUGUUCGAUCUUACCAGUCGAUGCACACUAAAUAGUGUCAUUGGCUGGUAUCAGCAAGCAAGGAAAUGGAAUCAGACGGCUAUCCCUGUUCUGAUCGGAACCAAAUUCGAUGAUUUCGCCCAACUUCCUCUAGACAUUCAGUGGGCCAUCGUGAGUCAGGCACGAGCAUAUGCCCGAGCGAUGAAAGCGACCCUAUUUUUCUCGAGUGCGACCCACAACAUAAAUGUGAAUAAGAUAUUCAAGUUCAUCACAGCCAAGUUCUUUAACCUCCCGUGGACCGUUGAAAGAAAUCUGACCGUUGGAGAGCCCAUCAUCGACUUCUAGUAUCAGAUUUUCUGCCCCAUCAGCCGCACGAUCUGUACAUACUAUAAAGGCCCACGUCGCUGACCGCAGUUGGGGAAGUCAGGAUUGAAGUUUGUUUUUUUUUUUUGAACGGUUGUGAUAGCCUUAGCUGUGUCCAUCUCUUUUAGAUCUGGAGGAAAUUACCAAAAUUGAGCUGAUCUUGGGCUUCUUUUUUUUUCUUUUUUCUUUUUUCCUUAACAAAUGUAACAAAAUUCCCACAUAUAAAGGUUACAAAAGAUCACACGCCUUCUUUCUCUCUCAAUUUUAAAUUUCCACGUGUUUGGACGCAUUAGAUUUUAUAAUUAUUUUAUAAGAUAUAUGAUUAAGGCAUUUUUAUUUUAUA
Magnolia sinica is the source of this 1382-nucleotide messenger RNA. Its product is annotated as septum-promoting GTP-binding protein 1-like. The record is from RefSeq and is a predicted model, not a curated record. The transcript is spliced from 6 exons. Bases 194 to 1021 code for a protein of 275 amino acids. Lineage: Eukaryota; Viridiplantae; Streptophyta; Magnoliopsida; Magnoliales; Magnoliaceae. Gene Ontology annotation, molecular function: GTP binding; GTPase activity.